CCUCUCUCUCUCUCUCUCUCUCUCUCUCUCUCUCUCAUAUGGCUUCAUCAUCACACAAAUUCAAGGUGCUUGAACAACGUAAAAUCUCUCCACCACCCGGCUCAGUUCCUUCAACCACUCUACCUCUCACCUUCUUUGACAUACCUUGGCUUCUCUUCACUCCCUCCCAACCACUCUUCUUCUACGACUUCCCUCACUCCACCACCACCACCACCACCACCACCCUUCUGUCCAACCUCAAACACUCCCUCUCCCUCACCCUCCAAAACUUCUUCCCUCUCGCCGGAAAUCUGACGACUCCUCCACCACCCACCAAGCCCCACCUCAUUUACACCGACAGCGACUCCAUUUCCUUCACCGUCGUCGAGUCCACCGCCGAUUUCAACCACCUCUCCGGCCACCACCAAAGACAUGUCCAAGAAUUCCACCACCUUGUUCCCACCCUACCUCCAAGUGUGUCAGAUUCUGACCCACAUGUACACCCUCUCCUAGCUGUCCAAGUCACCUUGUUUUCCGAAUAUGGUAUUUGCAUAGGGUUCACAUUUCUCCACGUGGCGGCUGAUGGAAGGACAUUCGAUAACUUCUUGAAAUCUUGGGCCUCCAUUUGUAGAGUGGGACUAGACCCCAACCUGUUACCAAGCUAUGACAGGUCCGUGAUCAAAGAUCCAAAUGGGAUUGAGCCAAUUCUCUUGAAACAAUGGUGGUACCAAAGAAGUACUCGCGAAGAUCUCAUGGACCAAAAUGGUUCACGUUUAGAAGACAGGGUUCGAGCCACUUUCGUUGUGGGUCAACCCGAUAUGGAGAAACUCAAACAAUGGAUCUUGACCCGGUCCAAUAAGCUAUUCGGGUCAUACCCAUUGUAUCUAUCUCCAUAUGUGGUAACUUGUGCAUGUAUAUGGGCAUGUUUGACUAAAAUUCGCUGUUCCAACAUCAAAAGCCUAAGUAAAUUAGAUCCACAUUAUUUUGGUUUUAUUGCAGGUGGUAUGACCCGGUUGGGUUAUGCUGUACCCGAUACAUAUUUGGGUAAUUGUGUCUCGUUUGGUCGAUCCAUGGCAAUGGGAAGUGAGUUAAUGGGAGAAGAUGGGAUUUUGAUUGCGGCGAAAGCCAUUGGAGACACAAUUAAGAAGUUGAAUGGGGCAGUGUUGGGAGGUGCAGAGAAUUGGAUUUCGGAUUGGGAGGAGUUAUUUGGGUCGGAUCUCCAUGUGAGGGUUACCGGCUCACCAAAGUUGGAUCUAUAUGGGUUGGAUUUCGGGUGGGGCAGACCCAGGAAGAUUGAGGAAAUUGCAAUUGAUAGAACACAUGAAGUUUCUCUUACUGAGAGUAGAGAUGGGGAAGGUGGCAUGGAGGUUGGUUUGGUACUCCCUAGGGCCAAAAUGGAUGCCUUUGGUUCUCUCUUCAUAAAAAGUUUCAAUGGUCUUAAAUGAGAAAAUGUUAUGUAAAUAAAAUUUUUGAAUGUGCUAUUUUGUAAUUAUUUCAUUUCAAAUUAAAACAUUUUGUAUUGUUUGUCAUCCUCUAAAAAAGUCAAAAAAGUUAUUAUUCUAUUU
Molecule: messenger RNA, 1544 nt
Organism: Camellia sinensis
Lineage: Eukaryota; Viridiplantae; Streptophyta; Magnoliopsida; Ericales; Theaceae
Product: anthocyanidin 3-O-glucoside 6''-O-acyltransferase
Source: RefSeq, a predicted model, not a curated record